Messenger RNA from Raphanus sativus (radish), 2133 nucleotides. Its product is annotated as lon protease homolog 4, chloroplastic/mitochondrial-like. The record is from RefSeq and is a predicted model, not a curated record. Gene Ontology annotation, biological process: protein catabolic process; mitochondrion organization; proteolysis. Bases 1 to 1953 code for a protein of 650 amino acids. Gene Ontology annotation, cellular component: mitochondrial matrix. NCBI's taxonomy places the organism in Eukaryota, Viridiplantae, Streptophyta, Magnoliopsida, Brassicales, Brassicaceae. The transcript has 9 exons. Gene Ontology annotation, molecular function: single-stranded DNA binding; ATP binding; ATP hydrolysis activity.
AUGCUGAAGCCCUUCACUUCCCACCACACGCCUCUGGCGAUUAGGGUCGGGUCUGGUCGGACUAAUAGGAGUUUACUCCUCCUCAAGGCAUGGAGUCAGCAAACCCGAUGGAACCGGGGUUCCCAUGAAUUGGCUCGUCGAGAUUUCUUCUCGAGACUAACCAGUUCAAAGCCUACCGUUUCGUGUUCAGCAACUGGUUCUGGUUCUGCUGAAAACGUAAAAAAAACCCGACUUUCUGACAGGUUUAGGAAAAGGAUUGAACCUAUUAAAGAGAAAAUUCCAGAACAUGUACUAGAAGUCAUAGAAGAAGAGCUUGCGAAACUUGAUAGGAAAGAAGACGAUUCUGGUAGCACCAAUAGUAUCUAUAGCUACCUUGACUGGUUGACUGCGUUGCCUUGGGGAAAAUGCAGUGAUGAUAAUUUUGAUGUCCUACGGGCAGAAAAGAUUCUUGACGAGGAUCACUACGGAUUACGUGAUGUAAAAGAAAGAAUACUUGAGUUUAUUGCUGUGGGAACACUUACAGGCAAUCCAGAGGGGAAGAUCAUUUGUCUCUCUGGCCCUCCUGGGGUAGGAAAAACUAGCAUUGCUCGUUCUGUCGCGCGUGCCCUGGACCGCAAGUUCUUUCGGCUUGCUGUUGGAGGACUAUCUGAUCGUUGCGAGAUUAAGGGUGACCGUGGAGUAUACUCUGAUGCCAAGCCCGGAAAGAUGGUGCAAUGUCUAAAGCAAGUGGGAACAGAGAAUCCUCUUGUUCUACUCGAUGAGAUUGAUAAGCUUGGAAAGAGUAGAAGAUACGAUCCAGAGGGUGCGUUGUUAGAGCUUCUAGAUCCAGAGCAAAAUUCACACUUUCUAGAUUACUUUCUUGAUGUUACUAUCGACUUAUCAAAGGUUUUGUUUGUAUGCACAGCAAAUGAUACAGAUAUGAUUUCGGGUCCACUGCUAGAUAGAAUGGAGGUUAUAAAACUGGCAGGGUACACUACCGAUGAGAAAAUGCAUAUUGCUAGAGAGUAUUUGGUGAAAAAUGUCAGCGGAAAAUGUGGCAUUAAGCCUGAACAGGUUGAUGUGAGCGACGCGGCUAUUCUUUCCUUGAUAGAAAACUACUGCAGAGAGGCAGGAGUUCGUAAUCUCCAGAAGCACAUUGAGAAAUGUUUUCGUAAGAUUGCUCUUAAACUUGUACGCCAACAAGCGGCUAUGGCCGAUUUUAAGUCCUCCGGUGAAGGAUCCAUUGAGAUGCUACAUGAGUAUUUCCGAUUAAAGGAAUUAGAAUACGCACUUGGUGGGGGUCCAAUGAGCGAGAAGAGCAUAGCGGUAGGUGAAAAGUUUACUAUUGAUGAAUCAAACCUAGCAGAUUAUUUAGGCAAACCGGUUUUCGAAAGAGAGAAGUUGUAUGAGCAGACGCCAGUCGGGGUGGUAAUGGGUCUAUCUUGGACAUCCAUGGGCGGCUCAACGUUGUACAUUGAGACAACCUUUGUAGAAGAAGGUGAAGGCAAAGGUGACCUUCAUAUAACGGGUCACCUUGGGAGAGUGAUGAAAGAAAGCGCAGAGAUAGCUCACACAGUUGCCAGAAGAAUAAUGUUUGAUAAAGAUCCUGAGAACCUCUUCUUUGCAAACUCCAAGCUUCAUUUACAUGUUCCUGAAGGAGCCACACCAAAAGACGGUCCAAGCGCAGGCUGCACAAUGAUCACAUCUUUUCUGUCACUUGCCAUGAAGAAGCCUGUAAGAAAGAAUCUUGCAAUGACCGGUGAAGUCACUCUGACCGGUAGGAUUCUUCCAAUUGGCGGCCUUAAGGAGAAGACUAUGGCUGCAAGGCGGAGCCAAGUGAAGGUGAUAAUAUUCCCCGAGGCUAACCGGAGAGAUUUUGAGGAUCUUGAGGAAAGUGUUAAACAAGGGCUCGAUGUUCAUUUCGUCGAUGAAUAUGAGCAGAUCUUUGAGCUAGCCUUUGGCUAUAACCAUUAGAAGACAGUUCCACAACUCACUUUCACUUGGGAUCUUCCUCUUCUGUUGUUUUCACUAUAUAUACUAUUGAUAUGUAAUUCUAUAGGCUGAUCUGAUCUUCUAACGUUUCUUGAAUUUUUUUAGCCAUUAUUAUGUAUUUAUAAUUUAUACAACAGGAUGAACUAUAAAAGAGCCAAAAUU